Linnemannia hyalina is the source of this 2703-nucleotide messenger RNA. NCBI's taxonomy places the organism in Eukaryota, Fungi, Mortierellomycota, Mortierellomycetes, Mortierellales, Mortierellaceae. The record is from the annotation of a GenBank genome assembly.
AUGGCAAGGCAGUCGUCAUUUCUCACUCCCCUCCCAUCGGUUCUUGUCACGUCUGCGAUGUUCCCGACAAAUCCCCUCGAUCUACAUGAGAUUCGCUCAAGGAUUGCCAGAAGCUUUGGCCUCAAAGACCUCGCGACCUGUGCGCGUGUGAGUCAGGAUUGGAACGACUCAUUUACACCGCCACUCUACAGCUCUGUCGUUUUGUCGACACAAGGCCCCAGCAUUGAAUCUAUCGAGAGACACAAGCACCUUAUACAACACCUGGAGGUUCAGAGCUGGGCCUAUGGGAAACUAUCAUCAACAUCUGCACGAGACAAACUAAUUUGCAACAUCAUGGACAACUCCACUCUAGCCAUUUUGAAUUUGACGAGCAACUCAAUCGGACCCGACAGGGCUGCUGCGCUGUUUGAGGCACUCAAGACCAACUCGACUCUGACCACUUUGGAGUUGGGACACAACUCGAUCGGGGACAACGGAGCUGUUGCGCUGUCUGAGGCACUCAAGACCAACUCGACUCUGACCACUUUGGACUUGGGACACAACUCGAUCAGGGACAACGGAGCUGUUGCGCUGUCUGAGGCACUCAAGACCAACUCGGCCUUAACCACCUUUAACCUGGGGGGCAACUGGAUCGGAGAUAACGGAGCUGUUGCGCUGUCUGAGGCACUCAAAACCAACUCGACCUUAACCACUUUGGACUUGUCCGACAACUCGAUCGGAAACAACGGAGCCCAGGCGCUGUCUGAGGCACUCGAGACUAACUCGGCCCUAACCACCUUGAAGUUGUUCGAAAACUCGAUCGGACCCAACGGAGCUGUUGCGCUGUCCAAGUCACUCAAGACCAACUCGACCCUAACCACUUUGGAGUUGGGGGGUAACUCGUUCGGAGACAACGAAGCUGUUGCGCUGUCUGAGGCACUCAAGACCAACUCGACUCUGACCACUUUGAUCUUGUGGGGCAUUUCAACCGAAGAAGAUAAUUCGGAUGAAGACAACUCGAUCGGGAACUACGGAGUUAUUGCACUGUCUGAGGCACUCAAGACCAACUCGACCCUAACCACUUUGGACUUGUUCGACAACUCGAUCGGAAACAACGGAGCCCAGGCGCUGUCUGAGGCACUCAAGACUAACUCGGCCCUAACCACCUUGAACCUGGGGAUCAACUUGAUCGGAGAUAACGGAGUUGUUGCGCUGUCUGAGGCACUCAAGACGAACUCGACCCUAACCACUUUGAGAUUGCAGAGAAACUCAAUUGGACCCGACGGGGCUGCUGCACUGUCUGAGGCACUCAAGACGAACUCGACCUUAACCACUUUGGAACUGGGAGGCAACUCGAUCGGGCCCAACGGAGCUGAGGCGCUGUCUGCGGCACUCAAGACCAACUCGACCUUAACCACUUUGAACCUGGGGGGCAACUCGAUCGGGCCCAACGGAGCUGAGGCGCUGUCUGGGGCACUCAAGACCAACUCGACUCUGACCACUUUGUACUUGGGAUACAACUGGAUGGAAAACAACGGAGCCCAGGCGCUGUCUGAGGCACUCGAGACUAACUCGACUCUGACCACUUUGGACUUGGGACACAACUCGAUCGGGGAAAACGGAGCUGUUGCGCUGUCUGAGGCACUCAAGAUCAACUCGACUCUGACCACUUUGGACUUGGAACACAACUCGUUCGGAGAUAACGGAGCUGUUGCGCUGUUUAAGUCGCUCAAAACCAACUCGACUCUAACCACUUUGGAGUUGAAAUACACCUGGAUGGGAAACAACGGAGCCCAGGCGCUGUCUGAGGCACUCGAGACUAACUUGGCCCUAACCACCUUGAACCUGGGGAUCAACUUGAUCGGAGUCGUUGCGCUGUCUGAGGCACUCAAGAUCAACUCGACUCUGACCACUUUGACCUUGUGGGGCAUUUCGACCGAAGAAGACAAUUCGGAUGAAAACAACUUGAUCGGGGACUACGGAGUUGUUGCGCUGUCUGAGGCACUCAAGACCAACUCGACUCUGACCACUUUGGAGUUGGGAUACAACUCGAUCGGGGACAAUGGAGCUGUUGCGCUGUCUGAGGCACUCAAGACCAACUCGACCCUAACCACUUUGGACUUGUUCGACAAAUCGAUCGGAAACAACGGAGCCCAGGCGCUGUCUGAGGCACUCAAGACUAACUCGGCCCUAACCACCUUGAACCUGGGGAUCAACUUGAUCGGAGAUAACGGAGUUGUUGCGCUGUCUGAGGCACUUAAGACGAACUCGACCUUAACCACUUUGAGAUUGCAGAGAAACUCAAUUGGACCCGACGGGGCUGCUGCACUGUCUGAGGCACUCAAGACGAACUCGACCUUAACCACUUUGGAACUGGGGGGCAACUCGAUCGGGCCCAAUGGAGCUGAGGCGCUGUCUGACGCACUCAAGACGAACUUGACUCUGACCACUUUGGAGUUAGGAUACAACUGGAUGGGAAACAACGGAGCUGAGGCGCUGUCUGGGGCACUCGAGACUAACUCGGCCCUAACCACCUUGAACCUGGGGAACAACUUUAUCGGAGAUAAUGGAGCUGUUGCGCUGUUUAAGGCACUCAAGACAAACUCGACUCUCAUCACUUUGGACUUAGUAGGCAACUUGAUCGGAGCUAACGAAGUCGCGGUGCUGUCUGAAAUACGCAAAACCAACUCGACUCUGACCAUUAUGGGCGUCGUAUUUUAUUGA